This is a messenger RNA of Oryzias latipes (Japanese medaka), 1375 nucleotides long. RefSeq lists its product as uncharacterized. Gene Ontology annotation, cellular component: external side of plasma membrane. NCBI's taxonomy places the organism in Eukaryota, Metazoa, Chordata, Actinopteri, Beloniformes, Adrianichthyidae. Gene Ontology annotation, biological process: cell surface receptor signaling pathway; immune response. The record is from RefSeq and is a predicted model, not a curated record. Gene Ontology annotation, molecular function: transmembrane signaling receptor activity.
CAUGAAAACUCUUUCAUAUGAAGACAACAGUUUUUUUCUCCUGUGACCACUGUGUUUGUGGUUUGUCACGUCUCUUCCUGUCUGAGUUUCCUGGUUGAUGCUUCAGAGAAAAGUGAACCGUCACACAGACGAUCAUCCUAACAGAAGAAUCAGACUUUGGUGUCUGUCCAACUGCUGUUGGUCUGAUGUCCUGCAGCUGCAGAAUGGAGGGAACAUCUGUCCAGAUGCUGCUGGCUCUGAGCUCCCUGCUGUGCUGCACAACCAACCAAAUUGGUCUGACUGUGAGUCCCAGCAGAUCUCAGUUCUUUGAAGGAGAAUCAGUGACUCUGAAGUGUGAGGACCACAGCUCUGCAGGAUGGACUCUGAGGAGGAAAAGUUUAGCUGGAGAUAUCACCGACUGUUCUGAAUGGGCAAAGUUACGCAGUUCAUUCUGCUUCAUCAGCUACAUACACCCAUUAGACAGCGGCGUUUACUGGUGUGAGUCCAGAGGGGGAGGAGCCUCCAGCAUCAGCGUGAACAUCAGUGUUUCUGGUGGAUCAGUGAUCCUGCAGAGUCCUGUCCUCCCUGUGAUGGAGGGUCAUGACCUCACUCUGAGCUGUCAAUCACAGACCCCUCCCUCCAAGCCCUCAGCUGCUUUCUAUAAAGAUGGCUCCCUCAUCAGGACUGAGCCUACAGGUCACAUGACCCUCCAGCAUGUUUCCAGGUCUGAUGAAGGUCUCUACAAGUGUCACAUCAGCGCUCAUGGAGAGUCUCCAUCCAGCUGGAUCUCUGUCUCAGAGAAACCCAGGACCACCGGAGUCCCGCCCAACACAGAAGUCCCUCCCACCACAGGAACCCCUUCCACCACAGAAGUCCCUCCCACCAUAGGAACCCCUUCCACCACAGAAGUCCCUCCCACCAUAGGAACCCCGCCCACCACAGAAGUCCCUCCCACCAUAGGAACCCCGUCCACCAUAGAAGUCCCACCCACCACAGAAACCCCGCCCACCACAGAAGCCCCGCCCCCUGCAUUAGGUCUUGAGUUGAGAGUCCUGCUCCACCUGCUGGUGAUCAGUCCGUUCUUCAUCUCCACUCUCCUUCUGGUGUCUUUAUGUCCACAAAGAGCCUCAGGAAGUGACCCGUCUGUCUCCAUGGUGAUGACCCAGCACUCACAUGCUGAGCAGGGAUUGGCUGAAGACGAUGAUGACAUCAUCACAUCUGGAACCACAGAGCAUCAAUUCUGAACAGAGAGUCUCUUUUGGUUUCAGAAACUUUAAGAUAAUUUUCACUUUUUUAUUUUUGUAAUUUUCUUGAAUUUGUUUAAAAUGUCUAAAUGUUUUUGUUUGAUUUAAAAUCUUGUGUUUGUGUGUUGAAUACAAUAAAUCUAAAUUUCAAA